Messenger RNA from Thunnus maccoyii (southern bluefin tuna), 8852 nucleotides. It is a transcript of the gene ttc28, whose product is annotated as tetratricopeptide repeat domain 28. Bases 399 to 8111 code for a protein of 2570 amino acids. NCBI's taxonomy places the organism in Eukaryota, Metazoa, Chordata, Actinopteri, Scombriformes, Scombridae. Gene Ontology annotation, molecular function: protein binding. The transcript is spliced from 34 exons. The record is from RefSeq and is a predicted model, not a curated record.
GGGCUGAUUGCCAUUUCCUUUGAACAGCAUCUCUAUGAUUGCGUACAGAAGCCUGCUGUAAUGAAUAUCUGUCAGGUAACUCAACUCCUCUCUGAUGUCAUGAGGAGUAAUUGAAACCUCGCUGAAGGCUGCAGCCGUGGAGCCGACCGGAUCCCCGCCUCUCACCGGACAGAAAGUCCGCUAUGGGGAGAGGAUCGGCUCUGGGAACAUGGCGCACUUACCCGGGAUUAACUUUCCCCAGGAAAAACUUUGGAGGAUCGCUACCUAGCACGUAAAUCCUCCACACCUUCAGUUUUAUCGAUCAGUAUCGAUCAGCGGACAGCUUUUAACGGUGCCGGUGCUCGUAUUGCGGUGGAUGUGGUGAGUGUUUUCCUGUCCUGCCUCUCUGUCGCUGUGGGAUGAAAGUUUUGGAGCUGCAGUCGCCGGAUUUAGCAGAGAGCAGGAUGGAAAAGCAAAGAACGAGGAAAGAAAAGUUCUCUCUGUUUGGUUCUCGCUCCACCAGCAGGACCACCAACCCUCCCUCUUCAUCCUCCUCCUCCCCCUCUCCCGUGAUCCCUUCUGCUCCGACAUUAAAGAGGCCGGAUCAUCCCUGCUCCUCCGGUCCCGGCCUGAGCAAAGCGGAGUUCCUGGAGCGCGUGCGUCGCAGUAACCAGGCCUGCCAGCAGGGGGAGUACGCCCUGGCUGUACGUCUCUACAGCGACGCCCUGAGCGCCGACCCCCAAAACUGCAUCCUGUACAGUAACCGCUCCGCAGCCUACCUCAGGCUGGGCCAGUACAGCACCGCCUUGGACGACGCAAUCAAAGCACGUCUCAUCAACCCCAAAUGGCCCAAGGCCUACUUUCGCCAAGGGGUUGCCCUGCAGUACCUGGGUCGUCAUGCCGACGCCCUGGCAGCAUUCGCCUCCGGCCUCGCCCAGGACCCCAAGAGUCUCCAGCUGCUUGUAGGCAUGGUGGAGGCUGCCAUGAAAUCACCCCUCAGAGACACACUUGAGCCCACCUACCAGCAGCUGCAGAAGAUGAAGCUGGACAAGAGCCCAUUCGUGGUCGUGUCCGUCAUCGGUCAGGAGCUGCUGACCCACAGUUUCCACGGAGCGUCAGUCGUGGUGCUGGAGGCGGGGCUGAAGAUCGGCACAUGCUCGCUGAAGCUGCGCGGAUCCGUCUUCUCGGCCCUGAGCUCCGCCUACUGGUCUCUAGGCAACACGGAGAAGAGUAUGGCCUACAUGCAGCAGGACCUGGAGGUGACCAAGACUUUAGGUGACCAAUCAGGUGAAUGUCGUGCUCAUGGAAACCUGGGCUCUGCUCUCUUCUCCAAGGGCAACUACAGAGAAGCGCUGGCCAAUCACAGAAACCAGCUAGUGCUGGCGAUGAAGCUCAAGGACAGAGAAGAUGCGUCCAGUGCUCUCAGCAGUCUCGGUCAUGUGUACACAGCUAUCGGUGACUACCCCAACGCCCUGGCGAGCCAUAAACAGUGUGUGCUGUUGGCACGCCAAACGCAGUGCCAGCUCUCUGAGGCUCGACAGCUGGGCAACAUGGGCGCCGUGUACACAGCGCUGGGAGAUUUCACCAAUGCUGUUCAGUGCCACGAGCAGCACCUGGACAUCGCAAAGACUUUGGAGAACCGCCGUGAGGAGGCGCGGGCGUACAGCAACCUGGGCAGUGCCUACCACUCUCAGCGGGACUUUGACAAGGCCAUAUCCUACCAUACACGGGUACUGGAGCUGGCACAAGAGCUGGCAGACAGACCGAUCGAGAUGAGAGCAUAUGCUGGUUUGGGGCACGCUGCCCGAUGCAUGCAGGACCUGGAGAGGGCGUGGCAGUACCACCAACACCAGCUAGAAAUUGCUCAGGAGCUGCAGGACAGAGCAGCGCAGGGCCGAGCCUCCUCCAACCUGGGCAUCAUACACCAGAUGAAGGGGGAGUAUGACAGAGCACUGAAGCUCCACAAAGCCCACCUGUCCUUUGCCCAGGAGUUGGGUGAUUACGCUGCCCAGGGGAGGGCGUACGGUAACAUGGGAAAUGCCUACCACGCACUCGGCAUCUAUGACCAAGCUGUCCGGUACCACCGACAAGAACUACAGAUCUCAUUGGAGGUGAACGAUCGUCCAUCCCAGGCCUCUACACAUGGUAACCUAGCCGUGGCCUACCAGGCGCUGGGCGCUCAUGACCGAGCUCUCCAGCACUACCUUCACCACCUGACCAUCUCACGAGAGCUCCAAGACACUCAAAGCGAAGCGAGAGCACUAGCAAACUUGGGCAACUUCCACAGCUGGAGAGGUGAAUAUGCUCAGGCCUUGCCGUACUACCAGCAGUACUUGGCUCUGGCACCAGGCUUACAGGACAUGGAGGGAGAAGGAAAGGUUUGCCACAACCUCGGCUAUGCUCACUACUGCCUUGGACAGUACCGAGACGCUGUCAGGUAUUAUGAGCAGGACCUGGCCUUGGCUAAGGACCUCCAAGACAAAUUAGCCCAGGCAAAAGCCUACUGUAACCUCGGUCUGGCUUACAAAGCACUUGGGGAGUACAACAAAGCGGAGGAGUGCCAGAGAUACCUGCUCUCUCUAACACAAGCCUUGGAUAACACACAGGCAGUUUUCAGGGCCUUUGGGAACCUCGGGGAUGUGUGUGUGUGUCGGGGCGAUCUUCCAGGAGCUGUAAGGUUUUACCAGCAGCAGUUAGCCUUGGCUCAGAAAGUCAACGAUCAGAAGAUGGAGGCGGACGCAUACUCAGCACUUGGAUCAGUUCACAGGCUGCUCCGCCAGCUGGAUACAGCAUUGUCCUUCCAUAGCCAGGAAUUGACCGUCCGCAAGGAUCUAGGUGAUCAGCAGGGGGAGUGUCGCGCCCUUGGCCACCUGGCAGCAGUGCAUAUGGCCCUGGGAGACUACGCCACAACCUUCCAGUGCUAUGAGACCCAGCUCGGCCUGGCGCAGGGGCUCAGGGACGCCCGUCUGGAGGCCCAGGUUCACGGGAACAUGGGCAUCACCAAAAUGAACAUGGGGGUGUUUGAGGAAGCUAUUGGUUAUUUUGAGCAGCAGCUGGCCAUGCUGCAGCAGCUGAGUGGAACUGAGAGCAUGCUGGACAGAGGAAGGGCGUAUGGGAACCUGGCAGAUUGCUAUGAUGCUCUGGGAGACUAUGAGGAGGCUAUUCAGUACUAUGAGAAGUACCUGACGGUGGCUCAGAGUCUCAACCACGUCCAGGAUCAGGAGAAAGCCUACAGAGGACUCGGCAAUGCACACAGGUCUAUGGGUAGUCUCCAGCAGUCACUGGUGUGUUUCGAGAAGCGGCUGGUGGUAGCCCAUGAGCUUGGCGGGGAAGGAGGGGGUAAGGCUCAAGCUUACGGGGAGCUGGGCACCUUACACAGCCAGUUGGGCAACUACGAGCAGGCCCUCUCUUGCCUGGAGCACCAGCUUAACAUUGCACGCACAGCAGGGGAUAAAUCCCUGGAAGCAGAAGCAAGCGAUACACUCGGAGGUGUUUAUCAGCUGAUGGCAGACAAUGAGACAGCGCUACAGUGGCACCAAAGGGCUUUGGAUAUAGCGGAGCAGACGGGAUGUGUGAGGAGUCAGGGCCGAGCCUACGGGAACCUGGGACUGACCUACGAAGCUUUAGGGAACUUCGAGAGGGCUGUGGUGUUCCAGGAGCAGCACCUGAGCGUGGCAGCGCAGACCAAUGACCUGAUAGCUAAAACUCUGGCCUACGGGAGCCUGGGGAGGAUUCACCAUGCACUGCAAAACUAUGCACAGGCUGUGAUGUAUCUACAAGAAGGUCUGCGUCUGGCAGAACAGUUAGGUCGGAGAGAAGAUGAAGCGAAGAUACGCCAUCGCCUGGGUUUGUCUCUGUGGGCCGGUGGAAACCUGGAAGAGGCUCAACACCAGCUGUACAGAGCGUCCACCUUAUUUGAAACGAUCCGUCAUGAGACGCAGCACAGUACGGACUACAAGCUGUCUCUGUUUGAUCUGCAAACCAGCUCGUACCAGGCUCUCCAGAGAGUCCUCGUCAGCCUAGGCCGCCAUGAUGAGGCGCUGGCCAUAGCAGAGCGAGGGCGAACACGUGCCUUUGCGGACCUCCUGGUUGAACGCCAGAAAGGAAGUCAGCAAGCAGCGAGCGCUGACCCGUACAUCCCGGUUACUGUUGAGCACAUCCUGGAGACGGUCAACGGUCAGAGGGCCAUGGUCCUCUACUACUCUCUGGCUGGAGGGUUUCUGUACAGCUGGCUGAUAUCUCCAGGCACAGGUAUUGUGAAGUUUCACGAGGUGUAUCUCGGAGAAGGUGGAGCGGAGGCGUCUGAGUUCCAGGAUGGUGGGAGCCCACAUGGUGGAGGAGUCGGUGUAGGUCCUCUGUCUCUGGAGCAGUACAUCUGCAACGCUAGAGAGGCUUUGGGAGUGGACAGCCACUACAGCAGAGUGGGCUCCAGCAGCGAAACAGAGAGUGAAGCAGGAGAUCUGUUGGAACAGCAGUUUGAGGAGCUGAACAACAAACUCACAUCAGCCACCGACCCCACAGGCUACCUCCGCAUGGUGUCCAGAAAUAACCUCUUUAACAGAAGCUGUCAGAGCAUGACCAGCCUCUACAGUGCCACAGUCUCUCCAGCGAAGGACAGUUUAUCAUCUCCUCCUUACCGGCCAAGUAACAUCGGCAAACCUCCUCUACGAGCCCUUUACGACUUACUCAUAGCACCGAUGGAAGGGGGCCUGAUGCACAGCAGCGGACCUGUCGGCAGACACAGACAGCUCAUAUUAGUGCUGGAGGGAGAGUUGUACCUGAUCCCGUUUGCCUUGCUCAAAGGCAGCUCCUCUAAUGAGUACCUGUACGAGAGGUUCAGUCUCAUUUCUGUACCUUCUUUAGCCAGCCUGGAAGCCACAAUCAAGCCUCACCCUCGCCGCGGAGGUCCCUUACUUUGCUCAGACGGAGGUUCGGUGGCUGCAGUGGUCGGGGCUCCUCGUCUGCCCCACAGUGUAAUGGACCGCUGGCUGUGGGGACCCUUACCUUCAGCCCAAGAUGAGGCUCUUUGGCUGGGGGAACAGCUGGGAUGUCAUCCACUAACCGGAGCCAACGCCACGAAGGAGCGCGUACUCUCAGCUCUGAGUCAGGCAGAAUGCGUUCACUUUGCCACUCACAUAUCCUGGAAACUCGCCGCUUUGGUCCUCGCCCCCGGCCAGGAGCAUACCGCAGGAGACGGGGCAGGGAGCCGACCCAAGGACAAGUCACCGUGCGGGGCGUCGAUCUCAGGCGACACCGCGGAUCAGGACGGAAGGGUCAAAAGUUCGUUUAUGAAGAGUCACAGCAGCCCAGACAGACUCAGAGGAGUCGAUGAAAUGAGCGAGGAUGGGGAGAGGGCGUGUGACGUGGAGAGUGUGUGCGACAGUCCGGCACUUCAAGACUUCCUCCUCACUGCUGCUGAUAUACUGGACCUGUGCCUGACGGUCAAACUAGUGGUUCUGAGGUUGUACCCGGAGUCCAGCAGCAGGGUGACAGCUGACGGGGUGGUGGGUCUGACCCGAGCGUUCUUGGCUGCAGGGGUCCAGUGUGUGUGCGUCUCUCUAUGGCCUGUACCGAUAGCUGCCUCCAAACUGUUCACCCACACUUUCUACACAGCCCUCCUCAACGGGACCAAAGCCAGCGCCGCUCUGACAGAAGCCAUGAAGACGCUACAGAGCAGCAAACACUUCUCGCACCCGUCCAACUGGGCUGGUUACAUGCUGAUCGGCAGCGAUGUGAAGCUGAACAGCCCGAUGUCGCUGGUCGGUCAGGCCCUGGCAGAGAUCCUCCAGUACCCAGAGAGAGCCAGAGACGCCCUCAGAGUGCUUUUACACCUGGUUGAAAAGUCUCUGCAGCGGAUUCAGAGCGGCCAGUGUAACCCGAUGUACACGUCACAGCAAAGUGUAGAGAAUAAGGUCGGCGGGGUGCCCGGGUGGCAGGCCCUCCUGUCUGCGGUGGGUUUCCGGUUGGACUUCUCUGGUAGCGGCGCCGGUCUCCCCGCGGCGGUUUUCUUCCCCACAUCGGAUCCUGGAGACCGACUGCAGCAGUGCAGCACAACUCUACAGUCCCUGCUCGGUCUUACUCCACCAGCUCUGCAGGCUCUCUGUAAACUGGUCACAGCAUCUGAGGCCGGAGAGCAGCUCAUUCAUAAGCUUCACCAAGUGCUGGUGCAGUUGCAGUCAGGCGACAAAGAGCAGGACUUUUCACUGGCUCCCAUUCAAGUGUCGAUAAGCGUGCAGCUGUGGAGGCUUCCAGGCUGCCACGAGUUCCUGGCUGCACUCGGGUUUGACCUUUGUGAGGUGGGUCAGGAGGAGGUCGUGCUGAAGACUGGGAAGCAGGCAAGCAGACGGACGAUGCAUUUUGCCCUUCAGUCUCUUCUAGCACUCUUUGACUCCACAGAGCUUCCCAAGCGGCUGAGCAUGGACAGUUCAUCAUCUCUGGAGUCUCUCUCUUCAUCCCAGUCAGCAUCCCAGCCACAGUCUUUACCCCUCUCCUUCGGUUGCUACCCACCUCAGCCCUCCUUCUUACCCCCGGUCUGCCCGGACAACCUCUCCUGCGACGCCAUCUCCGUCUACAGUCUCAGCUCCCUCGCCUCCUCUCUCAGUUUCCUGUCCCGGCCUGAGCCUGCAGGAAGUGACAUCAUCAGCCAGCGCUCGCAUCAGCAGGAGCUGGAGAGACCUCGUGGGGGAGCAGGCCUCUACUCCUCCCAACGGCAUACAGGCGGCCUGUCGAGGCGACUGACCAAUCACGCAGGAGGAUUAGCGGGAGAGGCAGAGGACGAGGAGUACGAGGGGUACUCCAUUAUAAGCAGUGAGCCGCUGGGACGAGGCAGUGGGGGAUGCGACACGCUGCCUCUUCCUGCAGGACAUCGGCAAGGCAGAGGUGGUGCUGGGAGAGGAUCUGCCAGGGGUCAUGGGUAUCCGAUCACAGUUUCCUCCAAGGGAAGCAUUAGCACACCUACAUCUCCAAUUAAAGCUCCAACGCUGCCUCUAGCUGUUCCUACCAGCCCCAAGCCCAAGCAGGAAAUCUCAUCUCCUCAGAGGACUGGCAAAGGCAAGGUCAGCAGCUCUGAGUCGGACCAGUCGAGUACCGAGACAGACAGUACAGUCAAGUCCCAGGAGGAGAGGAUGGGUCCUGCGGGACAGCUGGAUCCCCAGGAGCUGGCCCAGAAGAUCCUUGAGGAGACGCAGAGCCACAUGCAAGCUGUGGAGAGCCUGCAGAAAGCAAAUAUUAGAGGGAAGACACUGAGACGGCCUGAGGGGAGAGAGGAGGCGCACGCCAGACAGACGUCCCUCUCCACUCCCACAACCCCGACUCUGACGCCUACAGGAGGAGCACGAGGGUUUCAGCCCUCUGAGACCAGCGCGUUUAGCAGACCUCCGAGUAGAGCGAGUCUAAAGGCUUGUUCCUCUCCUCUUUCUGUCCGUAGUCCCCUUUCACCGCUCUCCACCUCUGUUUCAACACCUCCCCCGACUCGACCUAAACCUCCAUCCCGCUCCUCUUCGCUACAGAAGAUCAGCUCAGGCUACAACAGCCCAGCUCACUCCUCUCCAUCCUUAUCUCGCUCUGUGAAGGAGCAGCGUUCACCUUUCCCUGCGGUUUCCCCAGAUGUGCAUGCACAGCCUAAACUGAAAUACCCUACCUCACCUUACACCGCCCACAUCUCACCUUCCCACUCUCCUGCUGACAGCGCCCCGUCGCCCGCCCUUUCCUACUCCUCUACAGGGUCCGUUUCGGCCUCCUCCAGCCCUGCAAACACCCCCGAACUCAACCAGUCCAAACAGGAUAAUAAAGUCCAGGCAAUUCAUAAUUUAAAAACCUUCUGGGCCAACGCCGCCCAGAAACACGAGGUGCCCUGCCCUGCCAGUUUGCUCCGAGGCGGGAAUAAAAAAAUGAGUACAGUUCAGAAAGAUGUUUUGGGUUUGCUGAAUCUCUCGCCGAGACACGAGUCCGCGAGCAAAGAUGUAGAAGGAUCUGAGGGUCAGAACACUGGUGACAGACUCAGCGGUCACCAAAAACUGGAGGGUAAACCUCCUCCACCACCUCCACCUUCUAAAGGAGGCGUCAGACUGCACUCUGGGAAUGGCUACAAGUUUCUCUCACCUGGACAUUUUUUCCCGUCUUCUAAAUGUUGAGAGUUUGGAUAUUCCCCCCCCCCAUGCUGUUCCCCACAGCCAGUAGGCCAAUCCCCUGUUUAAUUUGUGUUUUUACUAUGACAGAAGCUGCCCAAUUGUCAGCAAACCAUAUUGUAGCAAUACCUGCUGAAGAUAAGGAUAAAGAAGUACUGUUACUGAAGGUGGUGAUUUUACAUUUUUUGUGAAGGGAUGUUACACUAAUGUUUUGAAUGUGAUGACUGUGCCUUCUUCUGGAGAGAGCUGGAAGGAGAAAAAAGACUCGAGGAGUGUUGAUUCUCUGGCUUUAAUUGUGUUUCAAUGACUGACAAGAGAGCAUGUGUGUCGAUGCCUCCGUGUACACUGAAAAUAAACGCUGACUGAAUGCCUGUCACCAUUACAGAGAAAAGGGGAACAUUUUAUGUCGACCUAAACGCUCGCUAUGUUUGUGUAAGUUGAUUAGCUACCUGAAUUGGAUUUACUGUGUAAUAAUUAUUGUUAAAUGUAUUUACCAAUGCUUAUUGUUGUCAUUUAUUUUGUUACGUAAACUGUGUUUUCCAGUCAUUAUUACACAUUUUAUAAAGAUGAAUAAACCAUGGAAGAAAUAAUGAAAACCCCUUUUUUGAUAUUUUUUAUGCAGAUUUCAUGUGUGGUUGUCAGCAUGGUACCUCUUGCUGUUCAGUGUUUCAAUAACUUUAUAAUGUACAAUUUUUUGCAGCAGUGCCAGACUCCUAUUCAGAGACAUCUCCAUUCUCAGUAAAUAAA